Molecule: messenger RNA, 14904 nt
Organism: Syngnathus typhle (broad-nosed pipefish)
Lineage: Eukaryota; Metazoa; Chordata; Actinopteri; Syngnathiformes; Syngnathidae
Product: mucin-2-like
Exons: 45
Coding region: 32-14845 (4937 amino acids)
Cellular component (GO): extracellular matrix
Molecular function (GO): protein binding
Source: RefSeq, a predicted model, not a curated record
AAUAUAAGGAGCUGCCCAGAAGAGUCAGCCUAUGUUACCCGCGUUGGCCAUGGGAACUGUGGCAGCCAUGAGGUGGGAACGAGUGGUCUUGUUUUUCCUGACUGUGUCUGUUGGGAUUGAAGUCAAGGCCAGACUGGUCAGCAACCAUGUCGGCAGCAUCUGCAGUACGUGGGGCAGAGAACACUUCAAGACAUUCGACGGAGACGUUUACCAGUUCUCCGGCACGUGCGAGUAUAACCUCGCUUCGGAUUGUCACGAGGCUAUGCAAGAGUUCUCGGUGCAUAUGAGGAGGGAGCAGAAUGAUGGCAACCCCACUGUGGCCUACCUGGUGGUCACCAUCAAUGACCUGGCGUUCCGUCUUACCAAGGAAGUGGUCACUGUUAACGGCCAGAUAAUUGAAAUGCCGUACUAUAAUAGUGGAGUUCAAGUAGAAAAUAAUGCUGUAUACAUCAAACUGCAGUCUAAAGUCGGCCUUGUUGUCAUGUGGAACGGUGACGAUGCGGUCAUGGUCGAGGUUGAUCGUGACUACGCUAAUCACACUUGUGGACUCUGCGGCGAUUACAAUGGCGAUCCUAUCUACAAUGAGUUGAUUUACAAUGAUCGAAUAAUCAGCCGCAUCGAGUUUGGCAAUAUCCAGAAGGUUCAUAACCCAAAUGAUGACUGCGAGGACCCCUUUGAGGAGUUGGAAGAUGUUCAAGCUGAGGAUUCCUGCGAGGAGUUUAGAACGACCUGCAACCAAUUGCUGAUUUCCGAGCCUUGGAGUGCCUGCACGCAGCUUAUCGACCCUACGCCCUACCUGCAGGCUUGCGUGCAGGACUUGUGCAGCUGCAACAACCACACAAACGACACCUGUGUCUGCAGCACACUCUCCGAGUUCUCCCGACAGUGUUCCCAUGCUGGCGGAGUGCCUCCCAACUGGAGGACACAAGACUUCUGUGCUAAGCAGUGUCCUUACAACAUGGUCUAUGAGGAAAGCGGUUCUCCUUGCAUGGACACGUGCACGCACCAGGACACCAGUUCUUUGUGUGAAGACCACCGAAUGGAUGGCUGCUUCUGCCCCCCUGGCACUGUGUUUGAUGAUAUUUCCAUGAGAGGAUGCAUUGAGCAAUCGGAAUGUCAGUGCAUGCAUGGAAGAAUCUACAACUCUAGUGAGGGCUAUCAACAAGACAAGGAGAUAUGUACGUGUUUUCAGGGCAGAUGGUCUUGUGAGUAUCUUCAGGGCCCGGCUACGUGCGCGGUGGAGGAAGGUUUCCAUAUAAGCACCUUCGAUGGCAAAUCUUACACUUUCCACGGAGAUUGUUAUUACACACUGGCCAAAGUGGAAAGCAAGGAUGACUCGAGUCCAAAGUUUACCAUCCAGGCGCAGCUGGUGCCGUGUGUAAACCAACAUUUUGACACUUGUCUCAAGGCGCUGAAAAUCCUGAUAAACAAUGACCGAAAUAAUGUGUUGAUGUUUAUUUCUGAUGGGACAGUCAAGCAGAACCAGCAAAGCAUCACUUUGCCGUACCAGACAGCCGACAUCAACAUAUUCCACGCUUCAUCUUUUCACAUCCUGCUACACACCAGUUUUGGGUUGCAAAUUCAGAUUCAGCACGUGCCUCUCAUGCAAGUGUAUGUCCAGCUGGAUGAGAGCUACAACGGAAAGACACGCGGUUUAUGUGGCAAUUACAACCUGAUUGUGUCCGAUGACAUGAAAACCCCUCAGGGGAUCGUCGAGGGGACGGCCACUUCAUUUGGUAACGCCUGGAAAUCCAACCUCAUGUGCCGAGACAGCAGGGAAAGACUUGAUGACCCUUGUUCUCUCAGUCUGGAAAAUGACUUGUAUGCCAAGCAUUGGUGCGCCUUACUGUUACAGCCAAAUAGCACUUUUGAACAGUGCCAUUCCUUCGUGGAUCCUGCGGCGUACUACAAGCGCUGCACUUACGCUAGUUGCAACUGUGACAAGAGUGAAGCCUGCCUGUGUGGCGUCUUCUCUUCCUAUGCCCGAGCGUGUGCCUCAAAGGGAGUCUUCUUGAUGGACUGGAGAGCCAACGUGUGUGACAAAUACACAAGAACCUGCCCACAAACUCAGAUCUUCUCAUACAAGCAUCAACGGUGCGAGCUGACCUGCAGAUCGUUGAGUUCAACACUGCAAACUUGCCCAUCUGACUUCCUGCCCGUGGACGGCUGCUCCUGCCCCGAGGGUCAAUACCUGGAUGAACAUUCCAUCUGCAUCCCCAUAGAAAAGUGUCCCUGUUAUCAUAAUGAGGCCAUCAUCCAGCCUGGGAAGUCAAUCAACAUCAAGGAUGAACACUGUGUGUGCAGUAAUGGGGUGCUGCAUUGCCAAUCUUGGAGAAUCCGCUCAUCAGCAUGUCCACCACACAAAGUGUACUUCAACUGCUCCGACCCUGGCUCAGGACAACUCGGAGUCCAAUGCGCGGCAACGUGUUUGAAUCUGGACAGCGAUGAGUGUGACUCCAACGAUUGUGAAUCAGGUUGUCGGUGUCCAGAUGGGCUUUUUGACGACGGCAGAGGUUACUGUGUGGAAAAGUCACAAUGUCCAUGUAAACAUGAUGGAAUAUUCUAUGUUCCUGGAACACAAAUUCCAAAUCAAUGCAACACAUGUACCUGCAAAAGUGGAGAAUGGCAGUGCACAGACGAAACAUGCCCUGGAACCUGUAUUAUAUAUGGAAGUGGCCAUUAUAAUACAUUUGAUCAGCGGACGUAUGCCUUUCAAGGGCACUGCAGCUAUGUUGCAGUAAAGAACAAAUGUGGCAAUAAAACAGUACAGGACAACGUUGGAGUAAUCACAGAGAAUGUCCCAUGCGGCACGACAGGCACCACAUGCUCAAAAACUGUCCGAAUCCAGUUAGGGCGAAUGGAAAUCAAGCUAUCCAAAGGAAAGUAUGAGGAGAUCGAUCUGGGCCAGGGCAAUGAAAUAAAGUACACGAUAAGGACAGUUGGCAUGUAUUUGGUGGUGGAAUCUGUAUUUGGCAUGGCGGUGAUGUGGGAUCGCAAAACAACUGUUCGGAUCCUCUUGGAACCGCAACACAGUGGAGAAGUAUGUGGCCUGUGUGGAGAUUUUGAUGACAAUGAACAAAAUGACUUCACUACUCAAGGUCAACUGUUAGUGACAAAUAUGUUAGAAUUUGCAAACAGCUGGAAAACAAGCAGCAAUUGCCCAAAUGUGGAAGUAAACAGGGACCCCUGUAAGGCAGCACCUUCUCGUCACCACUGGUCGAAAAUGAUGUGCGGCAUUAUAACUGGAAAAACAUUCCAAGCAUGUCACAAUACGGUGGAUCCGCUUCCAUUUUAUGAAAACUGUGUACAAGACUCGUGUGCCUGUGAUACUGGAGGCGACUGUGAAUGUUUCUGCACAGCAGUUGCAGCCUAUGCUCAAGCUUGUAACGAAGCUGGUGUAUGUGUUGCAUGGAGAACUCCAGACAUCUGUCCCGUCUACUGUGAUUACUACAACAACCCAGACGAAUGCCGGUGGCACUACAACCCAUGUCAUCAACCUUGCUACAAGACCUGCUUGAAUCUCGAGGGAGUUUGUAGCAACCCCUUACCCAGCCUGGAGGGUUGUUAUCCUGUAUGUCCAGAAGAUAAGCCCAUAUUUGAUGAGGAUCACCAAAUAUGUGUGGAAGAAUGUGAAGGUUGCUUUUACAAUGGAUCAAGAUAUGAUGAAUAUGAAGUUAUUUACAAUGUGACUGACAACCUUGGAAUGUGCUACUAUGCAAUAUGCAUUAAUAGAACAGUGAUAUUUGGAAAUGAAACCUGUGCUACUACAACAGCGGCUCCGGCAACAACUCCAAUAACUGAAGGUCCAACUACCACAAUUAAAUUUACAACCACACCUGCAGGACCCAGCACAACAACUGAAGGUCCAACUACAACAACAAAAUCUACAACACCCUCAGGACCCAGCACGACAACUGAAGGUCCAACUACGACGACAAAAUCUACAACCAUACCAUCAGGAUCCACCACCACAACUGAAGGUCCAACAACUACAACCACACCUGCCGAACCCAGCACGACAACCGAAGGCCCAACUAUAACAACAAAAUCUACAACUACACCCUCAGGACCCAGUACCACAACUGAAGGACCAACUACAACACAAUCCACAACCAUACCAUCAGGAUCCACCACCACAACUGAAGGUCCAACAACUACAACACCUAGCACAACUACAAAAGGUCCAACUACCACAACUAAAUCUACAACCACACCUGCCGGACCCAGCACAACAACUGAAGGCCCAACUACAGCGACACCCGCAGGACCUAGCACCACAACUGAAGGACCAACUACGACAACAAAAUCUACAACCAUACCAUCUGGAUCCAACACCACAACUGAAGGUUCAACAACUACAACCACACCUGAAGGACCCAGCACAACUACUCAAGGUCCAACUACCACAACUAGAUCUACAACCACACCUGCAGGACCCAGCACAACAACUGAAGGCCCAACUACAACAACAAAAUCUACAAUGACACCCUCAAGACCCAGUACCACAACUGAAGGACCAACUACAACAACACAAUCCACAACCAUACCAUCAGGAUCCACCACCACAACUAAAGGUCCAACAACUACAACACCGAGCAAAACUACUGAAGGUCCAACUACCACAACUAAAUCUACAACCACACCUACCGGACCCAGCACAACAACUGAAGGCCCAACUACAACAACAAAAUCUACAACGACACCCGCAGGACCUAGCACCACAACUGAAGGACCAACUACAACAACAAAAUCUACAACCAUACCAUCAGGACCCACCACCACAACUGAAGGUCCGACAACUACAACCACACCUGCAGGACCCAGCACAACUACUCAAGGUCCAACUACAACAACUAAAUCUACAACCACACCUGCAGAACCCAGCACCACAACUGAAGGCCCAACUACAACAACAAAAUCUACAACGACACCUGCAGGACCGAGCACCACAAGUGAAGGACCAACUACGACGACGAAAUCUACAACCAUACCAUCAGGAUCCACCACCACAACUAAAGGUCAAACAACUACAACCGCACCUGCAGGACCUAGCACAACUACUGAAGGUUCAACAACCACAACUAAAUCUACAACCACACCUGCAGGAUCCAGCACCACAACUGAAGGUCCAACUUCAACAACAAAAUCUACAACGACACCCUCAGGACCCAGCACUACCACUGAAGGACCAACUACGACGUCAAAAUCUACAACCAUACCAUCAGGAUCCACCACCACAACUGAAGGUCCAACUCCAACCACACCUGCAGGACCUAGCACAACUACUGAAGGUUCAACAACCACAACAAAAUCUACAACCACACCUGCCGGACCCAGCACCACAACUGAAGGUCCAACUUCAACAACAAAAUCUACAUCGACACCCUCAGGACCCAGCACUACAACUGAAGGACCAACUACGACGACAAAAUCUACAACCAUACCAUCAGGAUCCACCACCACCACUGAAAGUCCAACUACAACCACACCUGCAGGACCCAGCACAACUACUCAAGGUCCAACUACCACAACUAAAUCUACAACCACACCUGCCGGACCCAGCACAACAACUGAAGGCCCAACUACAACAACAAAAUCCACGACGACAGCCGCAGGACCCAGCACGACAACUGAAGGACCAACUACGACGACAAAAUCUACAACCAUACCAUCAGCAUCCACCACCACAACUGAAGGUCCAACAACUACAACCACACCAUCAGGACCUAGCACAACUACUGAAGGUUCAACAACCACAACUAAAUCUACAACCACACCUGCAGGACCCAGCACAACAACUGAGGGCCCAACUACAACAACAAAAUCUACAAUGACACCCUCAGGACCCAGCACCACAACUGAAGGUCCAACUACGACGACAAAAUCUACAACCACACCAUCAGGACCCACAACUGAAGGUCCGACAACUACAACACCUGCAGGACCCAGCACAACUACUCAAGGACCAACUACCACAACUAAAUCUACAACCACACCUGCCGGACCCAGCACCACAACUGAAGGCCCAACUACAACAACAAAAUCUACGACGACACCCGCCGGACCCAGCACCUCAACUGAAGGCCCAACUACGACGGCGAAAUCUACAACCAUACCAUCAGGAUCCACCACCACAACUAAAGGUCAAACAACUACAACCGCACCUGCAGGACCUAGCACAACUACUGAAGGUUCAACAACCACAACUAAAUCUACAACCACACCUGCAGGAUCCAGCACCACAACUGAAGGUCCAACUUCAACAACAAAAUCUACAACGACGCCCUCAGGACCCAGCACUACCACUGAAGGACCAACUACGACGUCAAAAUCUACAACCAUACCAUCAGGAUCCACCACCACAACUGAAGGUCCAACUCCAACCACACCUGCAGGACCCAGCACAACUACUCAAGGUCCAACUAUCACAACUAAAUCUACAACCACACCUGCCGGACCCAGCACAACAACUGAAGGCCCAACUACAACAACAAAAUCUACAACGACAACCGCAGGACCCAGCACUACAACAGAAGGACCAACUACGACGACAAAAUCUACAACCAUACCAUCAGGAUCCACCACCACCACUGAAGGUCCAACUACAACCACACCUGCAGGACCCAGCACAACUACUCAAGGUCCAACUAUCACAACUAAAUCUACAACCACACCUGCCGGACCCAGCACAACAACUGAAGGCCCAACUACAACAACAAAAUCUACAACGACAACCGCAGCACCCAGUACCACAACUGAAGGACCAACUACAACAACAAAAUCUACAACCAUACCAUCAGGACCCACCACCACAACUGAAGGUCCGACAACUACAACCACACCUGCAGUACACAGCACAACAACUCAAGGUCCAACUACAACAACUAAAUCUACAACCACACCUGCAGGACCCAGCACCACAACUGAAGGCCCAACUACAAUAACAAAAUCUACAACGACACCUGCAGGACCGAGCACCACAAGUGAAGGACCAACUACAACGACGAAAUUUACAACCAUACCAUCAGGAUCCACCACCACAACUAAAGGUCCAACAACUACAACCACACCUGCAGGACCUAGCACAACUACUGAAGGUUCAACAACCACAACAAAAUCUACAACCACACCUGCCGGACCCAGCACCACAACUGAAGGUCCAACUUCAACAACAAAAUCUACAUCGACACCCUCAGGACCCAGCACUACAACUGAAGGACCAACUACGACGACAAAAUCUACAACCAUACCAUCAGGAUCCACCACCACCACUGAAAGUCCAACUACAACCACACCUGCAGGACCCAGCACAACUACUCAAGGUCCAACUACCACAACUAAAUCUACAACCACACCUGCCGUACCCAGCACAACAACUGAAGGCCCAACUACAACAACAAAAUCCACGACGACAGCCGCAGGACCCAGCACGACAACUGAAGGACCAACUACGACGACAAAAUCUACAACCAUACCAUCAGCAUCCACCACCACAACUGAAGGUCCAACAACUACAACCACACCAUCAGGACCUAGCACAACUACUGAAGGUUCAACAACCACAACUAAAUCUACAACCACACCUGCAGGACCCAGCACAACAACUGAGGGCCCAACUACAACAACAAAAUCUACAAUGACACCCUCAGGACCCAGCACCACAACUGAAGGUCCAACUACGACGACAAAAUCUACAACCACACCAUCAGGACCCACAACUGAAAGUCCGACAACUACAACACCUGCAGGACCCAGCACAACUACUCAAGGACCAACUACCACAACUAAAUCUACAACCACACCUGCCGGACCCAGCACCACAACUGAAGGCCCAACUACAACAACAAAAUCUACGACGACACCCGCCGGACCCAGCACCUCAACUGAAGGCCCAACUACAACAACAAAAUCCACAACGACAGCCGCAGGACCCAGCACGACAACUGAAGGACCAACUACGACGACAAAAUCUACAACCAUACCAUCAGCAUCCACCACCACAACUGAAGGUCCAACAACUACAACCACACCUGAAGGACCUAGCACAACUACUGAAGGUUCAAGAACCACAACUAAAUCUACAACCACACCUGCAGGACCCAGCACAACAACUGAAGGCCCAACUACAACAACAAAAUCUACAACAACACCCUCAGGACCCAGCACUACAACAGAAGGACCAACUACGACGACAAAAUCUACAACCAUACCAUCAGGAUCCACCACCACCACUGAAGGUCCAACUACAACCACACCUGCAGGACCCAGCACAACUACUCAAGGUCCAACUACCACAACUAAAUCUACAACCACACCUGCAGGACCCAGCACAACUACAGAAGGACCAACUACAACAACAAAAUCUACAACGACAUCCUCAGCACCCAGUACCACAACUGAAGGACCAACUACAACAACAAAAUCUACAACCAUACCAUCAGGACCCACCACCACAACUGAAGGUCCGACAACUACAACCACACCUGCAGGACACAGCACAACUACUCAAGCUCCAACUACAACAACUAAAUCUACAACCACACCUGCAGGACUCAGCACCACAACUGAAGGCCCAACUACAACAACAAAAUCUACAACGACACCUGCAGGACCGAGCACCACAAGUGAAGGACCAACUACAACGACGAAAUCUACAACCAUACCAUCAGGAUCCACCACCACAACUAAAGGUCCAACAACUACAACCACACCUGCAAGACCUAGCACAACUACUGAAGGUUCAACAACCACAACAAAAUCUACAACCACACCUGCCGGACCCAGCACCACAACUGAAGGUCCAACUUCAACAACAAUAUCUACAUCGACACCCUCAGGACCCAGCACUACAACUGAAGGACCAACUACGACGACAAAAUCUACAACCAUACCAUCAGGAUCCACCACCACCACUGAAAGUCCAACUCCAACCACACCUGCAGUACCCAGCACAACUACUCAAGGUCCAAGUACCACAACUAAAUCUACAACCACACCUGCCGGACCCAGCACCACAACUGAAGGUCCAACUUCAACAACAAUAUCUACAUCGACACCCUCAGGACCCAGCACUACAACUGAAGGACCAACUACGACGACAAAAUCUACAACCAUACCAUCAGGAUCCACCACCACCACUGAAAGUCCAACUCCAACCACACCUGCAGUACCCAGCACAACUACUCAAGGUCCAACUACCACAACUAAAUCUACAACCACACCUGCCGGACCCAGCACAACAACUGAAGGCCCAACUACAACAACAAAAUCCACGACGACAGCCGCAGGACCCAGCACGACAACUGAAAGACCAACUACAACGACAAAAUCUACAACCACAACAUCAGGAUCCACCACCACAACUGAAGGUCCAACAACUACAACCACACCAUCAGGACCUAGCACAACUACUGAAGGUUCAACAACCACAACUAAAUCUACAACCACACCUGCAGGACCCAGCACAACAACUAAGGGCCCAACUACAACAACAAAAUCUACAAUGACACCCUCAGGACCCAGCACCACAACUGGAGGUCCAACUACAACAACAAAAUCUACAACCAUACCAUCAGGACCCACAACUGAAGGUCCGACAACUACAACACCUGCAGGACCCAGCACAACUACUCAAGGACCAACUACCACAACUGAAUCUACAACCACACCUGCCGGACCCAGCACCACAACUGAAGGCCCAACUACAACAACAAAAUCUACGACGACGCCCGCAGGACCCAGCACCUCAACUGAAGGUCCAACUACGACAACAAAAUCUACAACCACACCAUCAGGAUCCACCACCACGACUGAAGGUCCAACAACUACAACGGCACCUGAAGGACCUAGCACAACUACUGAAGGUCCAACUACCACAACAAAAUCUACAACCACACAAUCAGCACUCACCACCACAACUGAAGGUCCAACAACUACAACCACACCUGCAGGACCUAGCACAACUACUCAAGUUCCAACUACCACAACUAAAUCUACAACCACACCUACAGGACCCAGCACAACAACUGAAGGCCCAACUACAACAACAAAAUCUACAACCACACCUGCAGGACCAAGCACCACAACUGAAGGACCAACAAUGAUGACAAAAUCUACAACCAUACCAUCAGGAUCCACCACCACAACUGAAGGUCCAACUACAACCACACCUGCAGGACCCAGCACAACUACUCAAGGUCCAACAACCACCACUAAAUCUACAACCACACCUGCCGGACCCAGCACAACAACUGAAGGCGAAACUACCACAACAAAAUCUACAACGACACCCGCAGGGCCUAGCACCACAACUGAAGGUCCAACUACGACAACAAAAUCUACAACCACACCAUCAGGACUCACCAGCUCAACUGAAAGUCCAACAACUACAACCACACCUGCAGGACCUAGCACAACUAAUCAAGGUCCAACUACCACAACAAAAUCUACAACCACACAAUCAGCACUCACCACCACAACUGAAGGUCCAACAACUACAACCACACCUGCAGGACCUAGCACAACUACUCAAGUUCCAACUACCACAACUAAAUCUACAACCACACCUGCAGUACCCAGCACAACUACUGAAGGUUCAACAACCACAACAAAAUCUACAACCACACCUGCCGGACCCAGCACCACAACUGAAGGUCCAACUUCAACAACAAUAUCUACAUCGACACCCUCAGGACCCAGCACUACAACUGAAGGACCAACUACGACGACAAAAUCUACAACCAUACCAUCAGGAUCCACCACCACCACUGAAAGUCCAACUCCAACCACACCUGCAGUACCCAGCACAACUACUCAAGGUCCAAGUACCACAACUAAAUCUACAACCACACCUGCCGGACCCAGCACCACAACUGAAGGUCCAACUUCAACAACAAUAUCUACAUCGACACCCUCAGGACCCAGCACUACAACUGAAGGACCAACUACGACGACAAAAUCUACAACCAUACCAUCAGGAUCCACCACCACCACUGAAAGUCCAACUACAACCACACCUGCAGGACCCAGCACAACUACUCAAGGUCCAACUACCACAACUAAAUCUACAACCACACCUGCCGGACCCAGCACAACAACUGAAGGCCCAACUACAACAACAAAAUCCACGACGACAGCCGCAGGACCCAGCACAACAACUGAAGGCCCAACUACAACAACAAAAUCUACAACCACACCUGCAGGACCAAGCACCACAACUGAAGGACCAACAAUGACGACAAAAUCUACAACCAUACCAUCAGGAUCCACCACAACUGAAGGUCCAACAUUUACAACCACACCUGCAGGACCCAGCACAUCUACUGUAGGACCAACUACGACAACAAAAUCUACAACCAAACCAUCAGGACCCAGCACCACAACUGAAGGUCCAACAACUACAACCACACCUGCAGGAACCAGCACACCUACUGAAGGUCCAACUACCACAACUAAAUCUACAACCACACCUGCAGGAGCCAGCACAACAACUGAAGGCCCAACUACAUCAACAAAAUUUACAACGACACCCACAGGACCCAGCACCACAACUGAAGGUCCAACUACAACAACAAAAUCUACAACGACACCCGCAGGACCCAUCACCACAACUCAAGGUCCAUCUACAACAACAAAAUCGACAACCACACCAUCAGGACCCACCGCCACAACUGAAGGUCCAGCAACUACAACCACACCUGCAGGACCCACCACAACUACUCAAGGACCAACUACCACAACUAAAUCUACAAUCACACCUGCAGGACCAAGCACCACAAUUGAAGGCCCAACUACAACAACCAAAUCUACAACGACGCCCGCAGGACCCAGCACCACAACAGAAGGCCAAACGACAACAAAAUUUACAACCACAUCAUCAGGACCCACCACCACAACGGAAGGUCCAAAAGCUACAACCACACCUGCAGGACCCAGCACAACAACUGAAGGUCCAACUACCACAACUAAAUCUACAACCACACCUGCAGGAUCCAGCACAACAACUGGAGGCCCAAUUACAACAACAGAAUCUACAACCACACCCUCAGGACCCUCCACCACAACUGAAGGGCCAACAACUACACCUGCAGGACCCAGCACCACAACUGAAGGCCCAACUACAACAACAAAAUCUACGACAGCAUCCUCAGGACCCAGCACAACAACUGAAGGACCAACUACCACAACAAAAUCUACAACCACACCUGCAGGACCCACAACCACAACUGAAGGUCCAACGACAACCAUGGGACCUAGCACAACACAUGAAGGACCAACCACUACAUCAAUAUCUACAACCACAUCCACAGGACCCAGCACAACAACUGAAGGGCCAACAACUAUAGUAAUAUCUACAACUCUACUCAAACCUACAACUACAAAUGAAGGCACAACUACGCCAUGCUUCUGCGUAAUAAAUGGCAAGCACUACAACCCAGGUGAAACGAUUUUUGACAGGGAACAUAUUGGAUCGGGAAUUUGUCUCACAAUGAUUUGUUCCAAUAUUUGUGAGAUUCAAAACAAGACUGAACCUUGCUGGACAACACCCUUGCCAAAACCUACCCCCAGCGUUCCUUGGUGCCCUGAAUGGGAUGUUCUCCAAAAUGAGACUUUCGUUUUGUGUAACUGCACAAUGGCGAGAUGCAUCGAGAACAACACGAUUGAAAUCAUUCCAUACGAAUGUCCGCCCUUGAAGAACAUCACUUGUGCCAAUGGAAAGGAUCCUGUUCUUGUUUAUGACAACAACUACUGCUGCCAACAAUAUGUUUGUGACUGUGAAUGUAAAGGCUGGGGAGAUCCCCAUUACAUCACAUUUGAUGGCCUCUACUAUAACUAUCAAGGAAACUGUACAUAUGUCCUAAUGGAAGAGAUUAGGCCAAAAUAUAAUUUAAAGAUUUAUGUUGAUAAUGUCUACUGUGAUGCCAUUCAUCAUGUUACCUGCCCACGGUCAUUAAUUAUAUCGUACAAAGCCGACGUUUUUGUACUCAAGAGCCAAAACCUUAUUGGAGCGUCAGAACUAGAGGCCUUCAAAGAUGAAAAGCGUCUGAGACUUCCUUACAUCCAACAAGACAUUGUGAUCUUCAGUUCUGGCAUUGAAUUAGUUAUAAAGAUCAUACCCUUAGAAGUGGUUAUUACCUUUGGUAUUAGCGACUUCACUAUCAACCUGCCCUCUAAGAAUUUUGACAGCAACACACAGGGCCAGUGCGGCAACUGCAACAACAACCAGGCAGACGACUGCAUGCUUCCCGGAGGCCAGAUUAUCCAGAGCUGCAGUUUGAUGGCAGACUUUUGGCCCGCCAAAGACAUCUACCAACCCAACUGCCAAAUACCGUCUGUGAUCCCGACUAACGAACCUCUGCCCCCACCCACACUGAUUCCAUGCAAGCCAGACUCGGAAUGUGAUCUAAUCUUGAGCAGCGUCUUUGAGGAGUGCCACCCCUUGGUCAAACCCGACGACUACUAUCAAGGAUGUGUUUUUGACAGCUGUCAUGUUUCCAACCCAACAAUAGAAUGCACAAGUUUGCACAUGUAUGCCGACGCCUGUGCUCAAGCUGGAGUUUGUUUGCACUGGAGGAAUCACACCACACACUGUGAAAGUGACUGUCCUCUCGACAAAGUGUACAAACCAUGCGGUACUGUUCAGCAGCCAACCUGUGAAGACAGUCCUUAUAAACAAAGGCUGGACUACCAAAGUGAAGGCUGCUUCUGUCCUGAUGGAAUGAAGCUCUUCAACAAAGACUCCGACAUAUGUGUCGAAGAGUGCGGAUGUAUUGAUGCUGGGGGUAUUCCUCGUGAGUUUAAUGAAAGGUUUGAGUACAACUGCCAGAACUGCAUCUGUGAAAAGAGCACCAAGGCCAUAACAUGCCAACCAAAGGUUUGCCCGCCACCGCCGGCCCUCAACUGCUCCGUUCCAGGAUUCGUCCUUGUUAACCAGACCAACCCAGCGGACCCGUGCUGCUCCAUUCUAGCUUGCCGGUGUCAAAGCAACACUUGUCCACACAUCGACCCUGAGUGUCCAAUUGGAUUCACUGUCAAUAUCAAUGUGCCAGAGGGGAAGUGCUGUCCCGAAUACACAUGCGAGCCCCAAAAAGUUUGUGUCCACAAAAACGCUAUAUAUCAGCUUGGUGAGUCGGUCCCUGUGGUUCCAUGUCAGGACUGUGUCUGUACCGAUCUGGUGGACCCCACAAAUGGUUUAUUACAAAUAAAAUGUGAGCUUCAGCAAUGCCAACAGCUCUGUGAACAGGGUUUUAGAUAUGCAGAACCUCGAACAAAUGAAUGCUGCGGAAGGUGUGUUCAGACGCAUUGCAUCUUCAACGUUAGUGGAAAUGAGCAGGUGCUCAGGCAAGGUGACAUUUGGUCCCCACCGAACGAUCAAUGUGAGCAUUACACAUGCGUGAGGAGCGGCGAAACUUUAACUACCAUCGGCACACGAAUUGUGUGCCCGCCAUUUGAGCUAAGCAACUGCCAACCUGACACCAUUCAAACUGCAGCAAAUGGAUGUUGUCAGAUUUGUAUGGAACAGGAAAAGGCUUGCAAGCCAGUGCCAAAUAAAGUGCACAUCACGCACAAGAACUGCCAAUCUACUGAGGAGUUAGACAUUCCAUAUUGUGAAGGAUCUUGCAACACUUACACAAAAUACUCACCGGAGACAGCCACGCUGCAACCUACUUGCUCUUGUUGUAAGGGGUACCGAUCUAGCAAUCGCACGGUCGACUUGCUGUGUCUCAACGGAGACGUCGUUCCUUACACCUACAUCCACGUGGACGAGUGUAGAUGUGCCCUCAGCGACUGCUCCAAAACUGCGGCAGCUCCAGCUCGAAGACGGCGAAGUUUUACUCUCUUGUAAUACCAACAUGUUGGCACAACUCCUGACAUUGAGCAUUAAAUAAAAAGUUAUGCAUCUCA